AUGGGUUGCUACCUGCAGGAGUAUCGGGCUCGCAUCGGGGCGUGGGCUGCGCGCUUUUCCUCGUGCGGAGCGCCAGCCCCUUCGGCAUCGUUGAACGGGAACGGGGCAGCGGCUGGAGCAGCAGCGUUGUGUGCGACCACGAUUGCGGUCCUUUUAUUAAUUGGAGGCGUCGAACCUAACACAGGACCUGAAGUUGAAGUUAACGCAAUUCGCAUCGUGUGCAGUGGUUGCAAUAAUAACCUAAAAUCCGGGAAGCAGUGUGAAUUGUGUGGACUGUGGUACCAUGCUAGUUGUGGUAAAAAUGGAGACAUGGACAACGGCAAGUGGUUUUGCAGUAAGUGCAGAGAAAGCAGAGUGCGUCAACUGGAAGAGAAACUGGAAGCUGCUCUUCUUCAAAUCCAGGAGUUGAAGGAGUUAAACGCAUCUCUGGAGGAGAAACUUCGAGCUGCUACAGUAGGAGACGCCGCACAGCCAAUUCUACAGGCGCCAACUGCGAGAAAACCCAUUCUCGUUAUUGGUGACUCGAUAGUGCGACAUGUAGGCAAUGUGAACAAUCACAUGGAUGUUGUGUGCCUCCCGGGAAUCCGAACCGAGCAGCUGCGGAGGUAUGUAAAGAAUAGGGACCUUGGAACGCCAGACACCGUAAUUAUACAUGUUGGCACUAGUGACCUGAGGAGAAGAAAUCCUGACUUUGUCAUGGGGGAUAUGGGUGACCUCGUGAUGAAUGCACAAGAGAAAUUCCCUAAAGCAAAAAUAUAUGUUAGUGGCAUUCUCAGGCGUCGUGGCAUUCCAUGGAGAGCGGGUUGA
Gryllus bimaculatus (two-spotted cricket) is the source of this 807-nucleotide messenger RNA. The record is from the annotation of a GenBank genome assembly. NCBI's taxonomy places the organism in Eukaryota, Metazoa, Arthropoda, Insecta, Orthoptera, Gryllidae.